Molecule: messenger RNA, 7625 nt
Organism: Dermacentor andersoni
Lineage: Eukaryota; Metazoa; Arthropoda; Arachnida; Ixodida; Ixodidae
Source: RefSeq, a predicted model, not a curated record
CUCCUUGACCGUGUUGUCUGUCGCAGAGAGGCCGGGGCGUAGCUGUUGCCGCACGUGUAUGAACCAGUGUUUUGGUUUGAGUUCGCCAGUUGAAAUUGUCGAGAAACUAUCAACCGGAUCAAAUAUUCAUCAUGGCUUACUUUACCCAUUGCUGCUGCGGCUGUAUGACUGUCAAGACUGGCACCAAAGUGCUGGCAAUUCUGAGUGUGAUUGGUUUUACAAUUGGUUUGGUGACCUACUCAGCAGUCUGCGCAAACUUUGACAAAGUCUUGGAGAGCUACGAGGAGUUCCCAGAGCUGCAUGAUGCCGUGAAGUCGACCUAUGGGCUUCUCGUGGCCUAUGCAGUCAUCAGUGCCAUUGGCUUAGUAGCAGCCUGCCUUUGCAUCAGGGGAGCUUACACUGACCAACGACACCUGCUGCUCCCAUACUUGGUGUUUGAAGGACUGUUGAUGCUCGUCCAGGGCGUGACAAUCAUCAUUGUCAUUAUUGCAAUUGUCGCCAGUGGUGCCACUCAGUUCCUUGUACUCCUCUGCGCACUCAUGCUUUCCCUGGCCUUGCAGAUCUACUUUUUCAUGGUGGUGCUGUCGUUCUACAAGCAGUUGGCCUUUCUCAGCCAGAACCCAGGACAGGGGGGUAUGAUGACCCCAGGUGCUGUUUUGGUUCCCAGUGGUUAUGUGGCACAGCCAGGAUACCCUGACGCCCCACCACAGUACCAGCCACAGUACCAGCCACAGUACCAACCAUCUGCACCUGAUGGCAAGAUGGGCAUGGUGUAAAAGGGCAACUUCAAACAGUGGCAGUGAUUUACUGGUUGUUGUAGUGCCAGCUGCAAGCCUGCACAGCUAGCUGCUGUGUGGCCAUGUGACUGCUUGCAGACAUUUUUUCUGCAGUGCUGAAGUUGUACCUGCUGCACUUUCCAAAGGCAGUUUUUGUUGCCAUUGGUUAUUAUUUUUUUCUUUGUUUUGACCUCACUCGGUGUAUAUCCGGUGCGUCUUCAUUCACUUCUAGUCUGGUUUGGAAGCUGUUGAAGUUGUUCGAGCGGUGGAUGCAGGAAAAUUUUGGGUAGCCAACGACUUUCUUCACGAAUUCCAGUGAAAGCUGCAAUAAUGUAACUAUAUUUGAAAACUCUUUUCUCAGCGUAAGAAAGAAGUGUAUGGUACUCGUUCUGCCGCUCACUCGGUGAAAAAAAUAAGAAUGUGCAAUUUGCAAACAGGUUGAACCAAACUUGCGCAUUCCAGAGAAUCGUAAACUGGGUCCAUUCAAAUUUGUUGCUGCACUGUAUAGCAGAGCAUAUAUUUCCCACUGCACAGAGUACAAGUUCAGGUUUGGCCCCUGACAGUGUUUUGGUUUUCCUUUUAUUUUAGCCUCUUGGGUUGAGGGGAUCACUUUGUUACUUGUUUUAGCCUUUUUUUUUUAUUUGGGAAAUUGUUUAGGCAGUGUUGCAUUGACUCGAAUUUGAAUCUCCGCUUUAUGCUUAUUAUCAUGCAACUAUCUUUGCAACAGCUCUUGACAUUUGUGACAGGACCUUCAAUCUUACAUUUCAAAACAUCCUUUUUGUCUUAAUUUGUGCUAUAUUUACAUGUAGAUUCUAAAUAAUUUGAAUUUAAAGUGCUUAUUUGGUGUCAUAUUACAUCAGGCAAUUUUGCAUUGCCUGAAAUUUGAAUCUCCACUUUAUGCAUAUCAUCAUGUAACUAUAAUCUGCUACAGCUCUUGAAAUUUGUGACGUGACAUGGAAUCUGACAUUUCAAAACAUACUUUUUCUCAUAAUUUAAGAACGAGAAGAAAGGGGCUUCUCAUGAUAUAUUUUUUCAUAACUUGUGCUAUAUUUGCACGUAGAUUGUACAUAAUUUAAAUUUAAUGCGCUUAUUUGGUAUCAUAUUACGUUUGAGUGCAGCAGGCGACAACUUGCAAGUCACACUUCUCAUUGCUUGAAACAUCAAGUGUACUUACGCCUACUCUGCCUCAGCACUUUUUUGCGCUUGUAUUUCUGCGAUUUUCUAGUCUUUCAUGAGAGUUCUUGGAUUUCUUCUACUUCUUUGGCAUCAUUCAAGAAUUUUGUAAGCUCCUGAAUAUAAUGGGAGCGCCAUUUACAUAAGCGAUGUGCCUUGCAAUGUCCAGCUUACAGCAGUUACAGCGUACUUGUAUUGCAACAUACAACAGCCUAUGAAAUGUUACACCAUGCUUUUCCAGUGGCACUUGUUGAAUUGUGAAGCCACUGUUGAGGCAUCAAGCCUGUUCUCCACGUGCAUUUCUUUCUUUUUUUUUUUGAAGUUGUGGUAAAUGCAAGUCUUUUGCGUUGUCUCUUCUUUCAUGAAGGUGUUCAUGUCCCUGUUUUAUUUUCCUUGUGCAUUUUGCUCUCUGCAACCUUUGUGGUUGCCUUUUUAUGCAUUUUUGUGUGGUCCAGUUACCACAACUUAUUUUUACAAAGCAAUUCUUUGUUAAGCACGAAGAUUGUGCUUUGUUUGCAUUUAUUUGAUACAUUAAUAAAAUGGAAAUCCGUUUCCCAAAUCUUUUUGUCUUCAUAAUGGCUAGAUAAAUUUUUUUCCGCUGCAUUUCUAGCAUUCGGCAUUUGCUUUGCGUCACACAAAAAAUAGUUUGAAUACUUUUUGGUGCACAUAACAUCUGGAGCUAAAUUGUAGGUACCAGUCCCAUAGCAAACGAGGCAAGUCGGAGAAAAGGUUUAAGCAUUAGCUUUGUAUCGGCUAUCCAAUUGUUCAGCACAUGGUCAGGUCUGUAGCAGUGCAAGGGUGGAACAGCAGCAUGCAUGUCGGAGAGAAGCGAGAGGGGAAAAUUUAGCGCCUCCAGUUGCGCUUGCCACUAGUGGAGCCGUAACAGUAGGCUUUCGUUAAUUUGACUGGUUAAUUAGAUCGCGGCUCUUGCUCGUGCAUUUCUAUAGGACCAAACAUUUUUUGUAUCAAUCCUAAAAUUAGCUUUUGCCGGAUAAUUGAAACUUGACCAGUCGGCACGCACACGCCUGACCCCUAUGGUGACCCCUUUAGUGGCAGUGUGUGCCUCGGUGUAGCUUGGGGGACAAUGCCAGGGUGUCUACCAACCGGGAAUUCUCGGGGAUCUUGAGUAGUCUGGGAAAACUCGGGGAAAUUGUGCUCCUAUCAAGGAAAAUUACCUGUAAUUUUAUUGAAAGGGAACUGAAGUCUCUGUAAUGCUGGCUCGAGUAAUGGACAGGAAUCGUAACGAAUAGUCUUUGACGCCCUGUUGUCGGCUGGAGGAGUUGCCAGUGUACAGUCAACGACCGGCUUUCCGGAUGCCCGAUAAUUCGGGUGGCUUCGCGGCACCAUCACGUACCCCAUAGUCAAUGUAUCGGAAUGUCUGAAAUUUCGGACGCAAGAACCCUUCGCCGUCCGAUUUUCCAGACCUUUUGCCGCGACUGCAGGUCCAAAACGGCAUUAGUCAAAGCCAUCCACCACCGCUGUUUUGAUUACCGCACCGUCUCGAACCAGCGCUCUCGCACGCAGAUCCACUGGCAGCCGUAGCCACCACUGCGACAACCCUCGGCCUAGCUCCUUCUACAUUCAUUAUUAAGCUUCUUGCCAUUGGGUGGUGGGUUUUUCAUUGAAAGAAUUUGUCGCUGUCAGCAAUGGCACUGAUCCCACCUUUGUGGUCCUCGCUAUUGGCUUCGAAGCUCGGUGCGUUGCAUAAUUCCAGUUCCUGAAAGUCAGCUUUGCUUCUGUGCAGAAAUGUUACUUAGUGAAGCAUAUGCAAAAUAGUCAAGUGUUUGACAAAAACUCGUCUGGUGAGAAAACAUAUUGGUGCCAAAAAACGUUCACUCGCCAAGAAUAAGAGUAUAAAAGUAUUGCGGUGAAGCAUAAUGAGCAUGGGAAGGGACUAUUGCCACGGGACACGGUAUGUAUUCCUUAAUUAUACACUCGUGUACCCGGUAUCUGCUGUCGCAGUACGAGCACCGAUAUGCCUAAUAUGUGUACCGACAGGCCUUCAGAGCGUUUUCUAAUGUGCCUGUGGCAGUUUGAGCCCUCAAGGGCAGUAAAAGACUCAUUCAUUUUUCCCGACUGGCUGAUUUUUCGGACAUUUUCGCGGCCCCUAGGGAGUUUGAAAAAUUGGGACGUUGACUGUGCAACUGACCAAGAAGAUGCUUCAAAUGGUCCAUGGGGCGAACGAGCGACGGAAGAAGGACAAGAACAGAAAGGACCUACACGUUGAGGAAUGAAUAAGGAAGGAAGCAUGCUGCCGCUGUUUUGAAGGAGCUUGCACUCAAAAAACAAUGUGUUGGCUGAUGCUGAGAUGCAGGUGUACCUCAUCCAAACCAAAAUAAACUCUUUAAAGCAGUGAAACACAGUGAGGCGUUGUGCAUGGGCUGGGAGUAAGUUGGGAUAGUUCAGGUUGACUUGCGAGCUGUUGAGAGAGAAUGUCAAUUGUGACAAAGUUCGGGCCUCAUACCACUGAGCUUGCUAUAAGUUGAUAGAAAUAGCUCAUAUUCGAAAGUAUUUGCUUCUGUAUGUAUCUCCUUUUUAUUCGUAUUUGAGAAUGUCCGACUUUUUUUCGAAGACAUUUUAUUUGCUCUGCAUUUUACUAACCCCUCCCUUCUGUUCUCUUUUUGAAUAACAUAAACACAACUCCUUAGUAUUCAAACUGUAAUCAGACUGGAUUAAGUCUUUCUUUUUCACAUGCUUACUAGAGAGUGACAGCAUCGGGCGACAUGGUUUCAGCCCGUCUUGACAUAAAACAUAGUCCUGCGACACCCAGGGCAUUUUGCAGAGGCACUCUGGGAAAAUCUGGAAAACUCUGGGAAUUUGGAAAUGUCAACUUGGUAGACACCCGAAUGCAUGCGUUUGCCAUGUAUUAUGUCCCAAAAAAAGAAAACUCCUAUUUUAGGCACGCCCUAGGAAGCUUUUCGAAGAAUACACACAGUUCACAACGUCUGAUCAGGAUGUGUACCAGGUUUUAAGGUGCGCCUGCAUUUUUUCUGGAAGAUGGGCCGGAAAUUGCCUGCACGGCGCAAUCUGACACAAAACCAUCUUCGCGGCGUUCUUAUGCUUUACCACAUAACACGGAUGUUGACAUAACAUGGCAAAACUGUGCGGUGAAGCUGACUUUAUUAAACUGGCCGCCAAUGUUCAACACAUAUUAGAUCUUUGCCCAUUUUGUUGCUGAAACAUCGGAUGUGCAUUACAUUAUUUACUUUGUUUAAGAGUAUUAAUGUAAUUUCUAUGUUUGUUUUCUCAUUUGUACCCGUAGUAAGUGGGCAUGCGUUUCAUUUAAAGGUGUAUUAGAAUAGUACACAUACUGCCAAAUGAAUCUGCAAUGUGUGUUGGCAUAUUUUUCUGAAUCUUGUUUUAUUUCAAACCUGCCGGAUAAUUCAAUCAAUUUCGUCGGUCCUGUUGGGGUCAAAUUAAUGGACGUCGACUACAUAACAUAAGGAAGAGAUGCGCACUUGACAGGGCAGUGCAUCAGUUGGUGCGCGUCACUUCAUAUCGUGCCAAACUCUUUUGCACAGUCAGCGGGGACCUACGGCACUAACUCAAUUCCUCUUGCUUUGACAUGCAAGUCACUGUGUAUCAUGCGACUAUCUUCCUGUAUGUGUUACCCACUUGUCUUUGUUUUGUCCUUUAGAUAGUUUAUAUAAAAGGCUGCGUAAGUGGCCUGUGGAACUUGCUAAGCAGCUUCUUGGCGAAGGACUGUACAUACUGAUCUAAAGAGGCUGAGUGCCAAACCUGUGCACUCACUUAAACACUAUAUAUAUAUAUACACACACGCAUACACACGCCACCACCUAGGACGCUUCUGGUCUGCCGAGAUUGAGAAGUUGCAUGCUGUAGUCGCAACACGCCAGAAUUCCAGGUUAUUUUGAAGAAGCCAGCGCUGUCUAAAAAUCAUUAUCAGUGGCUUCUACCGGAAUUUAUGUCAUUAUUUUUACUCGUGCAAGCUUAAAAGGUUGAUUCCAGUACAAAUGCACAACAAAAAAUUGUAUUUGCGUGAUUGUAACAUGAAUUUUUUUUAUGUGGUUACUAUAUAGUUACUACAGCCCUUCACACUUUGUGCGAGCGUCCUGCAGGGGCUGAUGGAGAUUAUGUUCCUCUCAUGAUUGCGAAGGUGCCUUAUAUAUGGAGUCCAUUCUACAAUAUUCACCACUGUCGAACCAUUUAUUGUACAGUAGUGUCAUUUACCAAUCAGAACAAAGAGACAAGUCCAAGUGACAUCUAAUUCAACUUUUUCUUAAAGCUGUCCUUAACAAAUGCCUACAUUCGGCAAAGGUGCAAAUUGCACAUGCCAACUACGUUUGUGCAGUGUGUUCUUUUCUGAUGCUUCAUCAUCAAGGUAGCCCCAGAUAAAAUCAGAUCCUUAUGUACGCACUAUAAUACACACACUUUACUGCAAGAACCAGCCAAAAGGUGGAUUCUGUGGAGGUGUGCUGUUUACAGUACAGAACCCCAACCUUCAAGGAUGACAUGAACAUGCAAGACAUGCUAUGUACCCUUGCGCUAUGCUAAAAAACUGGGUCUGUUUUGCUGGCCUCCAUCAAAAGUGACUGUUAGACCCUUAGUGCAUGGUGGGCACUCCACUCUCUGACUGAAAAGUAAAAAAAAAAGAAAAAUCUGUUGUGAAAACAGCAUUUUCUUACCAGAUGUUUACCAUUUUCUAAAUAAAGUUCAGUUUUACUCACAAAAUAAACUGUGCAUGAAAGAGUUACAGAUGUCAUCACAGAAAAGUGCAAUGCCUAGAUGCAACUAAGUAUAAAAUAUUGACUGUAACAAUGUCCAGUGCCCUUGUGCAAUAAUGCACCAGAGUAUUUGGGACAUGGUCUGCUGACAUCAUUUAUGAGGACCACUUGUUCAUGCAGAUCCUGGGCAGUGUUGUAAUUGCAACAUUGGCCUGCAAAUGCAUUGUGGAGGACCUCUUCUAUGCUUCCGUGGUAUCAUCCCUGCGUGAAUUCAGAUCAUCGCUGGCACUGCCAUAGUUUAUACCACCAGCUUUUGCCGGAGCGAGAGGUCAGCCAGCUCUGUGCUGAGUAGUAGAAUGAAGCUUUACCUCAGGAACUCCUAUACAUAUAUAUACAUACGUGGGAAUGGGGAAACCAUUUUGCUCGGCAUCCACGGCACUGAAUUUGGAGAGGUUUGUUGCACUUGAAAAGAAAAAGUCUUGUGAUUUUAGGAAGCAAAUUUUUAUUUAUGCUGUUUUUUUUUUACAAAACUGAUGUAAUGUAAUAGAUAUAUAUAUGUACUCUGCUCUCAAAUGUACCUCUUAAUUGUGAGUACAGCUUUCAUAAAACCCUCAUAAGCAUCGUAACAAUUUCUGUAAAGUUGUAUAUUGAAUUGGUCCACUUUAGAUGCUCCAACAGAUGCAGUGUACAGAACUGCCAUAUCUGCCUUUGGUGUAGAGUUACAAAUUUGUAAACAUUGUGCUUCAUUUUUUAAUGCAUUAGUGUUGGGGGUGUCAAAGCAGAAAUGUGUGUGCGUAUGUGUGUGUGUGUGUCUGGUGCAACUGGGUGCUUCGCUCCUGGAAGAGGACGUGUGUCCUGUGAGCUCCUAAACAACACUUUGCAACGGGAGCUGAAAGUGGUGCUAUGUAAAUUGCCAGUGAAUUUUUCAAAGCUUACCUAUUUUGCCAAUUGUAAGAAGUAUGUGGUCCUAAAUAAAAAUUCUGUUUCCUAC